This is a messenger RNA of Miscanthus lutarioriparius, 606 nucleotides long. Lineage: Eukaryota; Viridiplantae; Streptophyta; Magnoliopsida; Poales; Poaceae. The record is from the annotation of a GenBank genome assembly.
AUGGCUACGCCGGCGGUGAAGGUGUACGGGUGGGCUAUCUCGCCGUUCGUGUCGAGGGCUCUGCUGGCGCUCGAGGAGGCCGGCGUCGACUACCAGCUCGUCCCCAUGAGCCGCCAGGCCGGCGACCACCACCGCCCGGAGCACCUCGCCAGGAAUCCUUUCAGGAAGGUGCCGGUGCUCGAGGACGGCGACCUCACGCUCUUCGAAUCCCGUGCGAUCGCGAGGCACGUUCUGCGCAAGCACAAGCCAGAGCUCUUGGGCACCGGCAGCCCGGAGCAGGCGACCAUGUGCAUCGUCGCGCCGUUCUACGGUCGCGAGCGCAACCAGGCGAUCGUCGACGAGAAUGUGGAGAAGCUCAAGAAGGUGCUCGUGGUGUACGAGGCGCGGCUGAGCCAAAGCAAGUACCUCGCCGGCGACUUCCUUAGCCUUGCCGAGCUCAGCCACUUCACCAUGAUGCACUACCUUAUGGCCACCGAGUACGCCACGCUGGUCGAGGCAUUGCCGCACGUCAGCGCCUGGUGGGAGGGCCUUGCCACGCGCCCAGCAGCGAAGAAGGUCGCGGAGUUCAUGCCGGUCGGCACCAGAGCACCUAAGAAACAGGAGUGA